This is a messenger RNA of Effrenium voratum, 225 nucleotides long. The record is from the annotation of a GenBank genome assembly. Lineage: Eukaryota; Dinophyceae; Suessiales; Symbiodiniaceae.
AUGGCGAGGUACACGCCCUUCGUGUCGUCCAUCGAUCCGGUGGAAGGGCCGUAUGGUGGCGGCACGACCGUGAUGCUUUCAGGCAGCGGCUUCUUGUGCAACGGCACCGCCACCAUGGAGGAACUCUCAGUGAUGCUGGCGGGAUCCCCCUGCGACGCUUGGACGAAGCCGGCGGAACCUAAACACGGUACUUGGAUGGAGCCAUGUGAGGUGUACCAUCCUUGA